CUCAUCUUACGGCUAUUCAAGUUUUGGUUACAUAUUGACUGGAUGUUUAAAUUGUUCUAUGGGAAGGAGCUGAAAGAAUCUUUAAAAAUUCGGGACCAAUGUAUGGACGUUAUCAGUCAGGAAUGGAAAGAAGGAGCGACUAUUAAAAAGGAAGUGAUUCCAGGCGCAAAUCAGGACAUCGAACGCUUGUCAGGCGUAAACUUGGUGGAUGUAAUGUUUGAAAAUCUGCCAAUAAUAUCAGAUGACCAUGAUUGGAUGGAUGAAUUUAUAACUAUGCUAGUAACUGCAUCUGACACAAUUGUUUCUGCUCUGUCUUUUGUGCUUCUUACAAUAGGACACCAUCCUGAAGUACAGGAAAGGAUGUUCAUGGAGAUCGAGGAAGUAAUGGGAGACCUGGACCGUGACGUUACCGCUGCCGACGUUAACGCCAUGAAGUACCUGGACCAGGUCAUUCUAGAAAGUAUUAGGCUACAUGGUAACGUUGUUUUAAUCAUGAGAAGAGCCACAAAUGAUACUAAGAUACACAGCUGUACACUGCCAGCUGGUAGUCGGGUGUUGAUCAUGCUCCACGCUUUGGGUUGGAAUAAAGAACGGUUCCCAAAUCCCGAGCAGUUCCUGCCUGAACGGUUCUCUCCAGAACAGAAAAAACUGCGACAUAACUACUCUUUUAUUCCAUUCAGCGCUGGUCCCCGCAACUGUAUAGGGAAGGCAUACGCCAUGGUGAUCCUGAAGACAGCCCUGGUCCAUAUCUUGAGACGCCUGCGAGUUAAAUCACACACAAAAUUGUCAGACAUAGAGUACGAGCUGAGGACGAUAAUGUACAGCAAGACUCCGCUUCUGGUCACCUUCCAACCGCGAUAGCAACGGUUUCAUUUUAAUCUGCUAAAGAGUAUACGAGUUGAAUAACUUUAAUUAUUAGUAACCAUAGCAUGAACCGUCAUGAAUGUUUUUUUUGUGUGCGUAAAAACCAACUAUUAAAUGUAGUGGUUAGUGUUCGCUGUUAUGUAUUUCUUUAAUAUUUUUACUGCAAAACGUAAUUUUCUAACUCGAAGGCCAUACUUUAAUUAGUGAUGAUGUAAUAUGAUGAAGCCCUUUAGUUUGUUAAACAUAAGUAGACAUAUCAAGUACAUAUUAUUUCAGAAUUCAUGGCUGAGAGAUUCAAAACGUUAAUACGAUUUUGAAUGAGUUUAUUUUAGGUUUUGAUGUAUGAAUAAAUAUACCUAUAAGUCUCAAAAACCUAAUUUGGUCAAAAAUUGUGAACUUUUUUCUGUUUAGAUUAAAUUUU
Messenger RNA from Homalodisca vitripennis (glassy-winged sharpshooter), 1285 nucleotides. Its product is annotated as cytochrome P450 4c21-like. Gene Ontology annotation, molecular function: heme binding; iron ion binding; monooxygenase activity. Lineage: Eukaryota; Metazoa; Arthropoda; Insecta; Hemiptera; Cicadellidae. The coding region runs from base 43 to 861 and encodes 272 amino acids. The transcript is spliced from 7 exons. The record is from RefSeq and is a predicted model, not a curated record.